Messenger RNA from Pyrus x bretschneideri (Chinese white pear), 1562 nucleotides. RefSeq names its product rhodanese-like domain-containing protein 7. The transcript is spliced from 5 exons. The record is from RefSeq and is a predicted model, not a curated record. Lineage: Eukaryota; Viridiplantae; Streptophyta; Magnoliopsida; Rosales; Rosaceae.
UAAUUGUAAAUUCACACGUCGAGAGCAAUACAGAAACCUAACGAACGCAGCGCCGUAUGCGAACCUUGCCUCCCGCGGUCGACUCCAUGCUAAGCUGGAGGUCACCCCCAUCACUGUCGCUGAGGAUGCUAUGGUUACCUCCACUGCACUCCGUAAACCCUAACCCUAGAUUGCCUCCCGCCUCUUCAGUUUCGCCGCCCUCCAAUCGACAUCCUCAGUCGUUUUUCAACCCCAGUAGGAUUCCGGUCUCCGAUUCUCGCGGCGUCCCUCAAAGCAUGGCGCUUUCCAGGUGCUUCUCCGGGCCCACCAGUCCGGUCUCGAUUCCGAGCUCGCCCGAGUCGGAUAACUCGGAUUCGUAGAUUCUCGUCGUUGUCUCCUUCUACAAAUUCGCUGAUUUUGCCGACCAUGCUUCUCUGCGGCAACCAUUGAAGCAGCUCUGCGAAGAACUGUGUGUUUCAGGCGGUAUCAUACUUGCCCGGGAAGGGAUAAAUGGGAGCAUUUGUGGGACAAGAGAAUCGGUGGAGAAAGUUCUUGAGUUCAUCCAAAACGAUAACUGCCUUGAGGGACUAAGAAGAUUGGAGUCACCUGUGAGUCCUGAGGAGGAAGCUAUUCAUCAUGGGCACACUAGCAGCUCUCCUCUGGCAGCAGGGGAAGACGCGCCCUUCAGAUGGGAUCAUGUGAGGGUCAAGUUGAAGGAGAUUGUUAGUCUUGGAAUGCCUGAUGUAUCGCCAAUUGAAAAGGUCGGAAAGUAUGUGAGUCCACAGGAUUGGAAUGCAUUGAUUAGUGAUCCAGAUACAGUGGUUAUUGAUGUGCGCAAUAAUUAUGAAACUAGAAUAGGGAAGUUCAAGGGAGCAGUUGAUCCGUGCACUAAAGCAUUCCGAGAGUUCCCAUCUUGGGUAGACGAUCUGUUUCAACCCUCAGAAUCAGAGAAUGGUCAUUCGGAGGUGAAACUCAACAGUCCAAAUGAAAGCAUCAACAGUCAGCUCGAGAUAUCAAAACCAAAAACACCUCCGAAAGUUGCCAUGUACUGUACUGGGGGAAUUAGAUGUGAGAAAGCUUCAAGUUUUCUACUCAGCAAAGGCUUCGAAGAGGUUUAUCAUCUAGAAGGCGGAAUUCUGAAGUAUCUUGAGGAAGUUCCACGGACGGAGAGCCUGUGGGAGGGAGAGUGCUUUGUCUUUGACAAGAGAGUCUCGGUUGAGCAUGGGUUAGCACAGGGAACUCACAAAUUAUGCUACGGGUGUAAGCAACCGGUCACUGAUGCAGAUAUGGAGUCUCCUCAGUGGGAAUACGGAGUUACUUGUCCGUACUGUUUCUCGUCAAAAUCUGAUGAAGAGAAGGAUAGGGCAAGAGCUCGACAAAGGCAAUUUGAGACAUGGGGGAUCAUCGGUGGUCCGGACAAGGGACGCAAACCGGAUAGUACCAAGCAGAGCUCUACUCAUCUCUCAAAUUCAGUUUGAAUAGGUUUAGAGAAGGAAAGAGAGAAUGUUUGAAGGGAACUUUAACGAAAAGCUCAUGGUACUGUCAUUUUAAUGAAAAAUCACAUUCUUACAUUAAAAAGUCAA